UGGGCUGCUUGGGCACAUGCCUGCCGCAGGCAAUACCUGGGCUACCGGAGGCCGUGUCCAGGGAAGGGCCCAGGUGAUUCUUUGGAUCCAGAUCGUUAGGGAAACAUGACAUGGAUGCUAGAAACUGGCCCAUCUUCUGCCUGUUCGCGUGGCUGUGGAGGCCGCAGGAGUCUCCUCUGCAGUGACUCAGCAGCAUGGCCCUGGCCGAGUUGGAGGCUGCCGGGAAGCCUCUGCCUCCAUACAUGUAGCAGCUCACCCUUCCCACUGUACGUCCGUCCUUCCUUUGCCACCUCCGGACUCCUCCUGGGCCAGCCAGACCCUCCUGGCUACCUGCGCCCCCAUUCAGACUCCUCCGCUGAGUUGCCGCGGGCUUGGGGGCAGGGCUCGGGCGCUGUCUGCGUUGGGUCUGGGUCUGGAGGGUUGGGGGAGCCUCGUGCUCGGACCUGUUGGGCGGAGUUGGGGGAGAUUGAGGAUGGAGAGGGAUGCCUCAGAUGGGGGAGAAUCGGGAAACUUCGGUCGGGUAAAAUAUGAAUCGAUCCCUCACAGUUAGCUUAACUUUCGUGUCACCAGUGGGUAGGUGUAGCCAUCUGCUGCCCAGAGAGGGCCCCUCCUAGGUCAAAAUGGGCGAGAGGACAGUGAGGAGCCCACACCAGAGAAGCUAGAGCCAGCCAGCCUGGCUCAAGACCUAGUCCGUGCGGACGCUGCCCUUUGCGGAGUCAGCAGAGUAUCCAGGGUGGCCCGAGGCAGCCGGGAUGACAGCUCUCCCCAGGAACCCUGCUGCCCGCUGAGGAACAUGAUCAGCAAGUCCCCUCCUCUGUGCAUGUGCCCUGCAGGCUGGAAGCUGCUGGCCAUGCUGGCUCUCGUGCUGGUCGUCAUGGUGUGGUAUUCCAUCUCCCGAGAAGACAGGUAUAUGGAGCUUUUUUAUUUUCCCAUCCCAGAGAAGAGGGAGCCGUGCCUCCAGGGCGAGGCAGAGAGGAAGGCCUCUAAGCUCUUUGGCAACCACUCCCGAGAUCAGCCCAUCUUCCUGCAGCUUAAGGAUUAUUUCUGGGUCAAGACACCAUCUGCCUAUGAGCUGCCUUAUGGGACCAAAGGGAGCGAAGACCUGCUCCUCCGAGUGCUAGCCAUCACCAGCCCCUCUGUGCCCGAGAGCAUCCAGAGCCUCAAGUGCCGCCGCUGCGUGGUGGUGGGCAACGGGCACCGGCUGCGGAACAGCUCACUGGGAGCUGCCAUCAACAAGUACGAUGUGGUCAUCAGAUUGAACAAUGCCCCAGUGGCUGGCUAUGAGGGCGACGUGGGCUCCAAGACCACCAUGCGUCUCUUCUACCCUGAAUCUGCCCACUUUGACCCCAAAGUGGAAAACAACCCGGACACACUUCUUGUCCUGGUAGCUUUCAAGGCAAUGGACUUCCACUGGAUCGAGACCAUCCUGAGCGAUAAGAAGCGGGUACAAAAGGGUUUUUGGAAACAGCCUCCCCUCAUCUGGGAAGUCAACCCCAAACAGAUUCGGAUUCUCAACCCCUUCUUCAUGGAGAUCACGGCUGACAAGCUGCUCAGCCUGCCAAUGCAGCAGCCACGAAAGAUCAAGCAGAAGCCCACCACGGGCCUGCUGGCCAUCACCCUGGCCCUCCACCUGUGUGACCUGGUGCACAUCGCUGGCUUUGGCUACCCAGAUGCCUACAACAAGAAGCAGACUAUUCAUUACUACGAGCAGAUCACGCUCAAGUCCAUGGUGGGGUCAGGCCACAAUGUCUCCAAGGAGGCCCUGGCCAUUAAGCGGAUGCUGGAAAUCGGAGCCGUCAAGAACCUCACGUCCUUCUGACUUGGGCGAGAGCGGCAGCCCAUCAGUUGCCUGCUCUGCUGCCUGGGUGACCCCCAUCCGUGGCUGUGCCUGAUGCCAGCACGACCACUUGGACUCACCGUCUGUUUGUGGACGGAGUCCCGGGAACGGCCAGGUCUGAGAUGAGGCCGUGCACUGGCCGCUCCUGUGGAGCCCAGAUCCAGUCAGGGUGCAGGCCCUGGGCCCCAGGCACCCGGCCAAGGCAGGGGGCUUGUUGCUGCAGCACCUCCGCUCUGCCCGCACCGAGAGAUUAUUUAACGGGCUAUUUAACUAUAGGGUAGGAAGGUGCUGUGGGCUGGUCCCGUGGCAUCUAGGAAAGAGGCCAGUACAGUGUUCUGCCCACUUUUUAUAAACUUACAUGUGAUGGGCCUACGAAGGCCUAGACACAGAGCCGGUCUCCCGGGACGGUGAGGACAUCGCGAGAUUGGGUGCGUGCCCUCCAGAGAGGGGCUGCUACCUCCCAGCAGGCAUGGGGAGAGCACUGGUAUGGGGGCUCCACUGAGAAGGAGACCUCAUUGGAAAAAGAGGUUAAAAACCCACCAUUAAACUAUUUUUCCUAAAACGGAA
Messenger RNA from Lemur catta (Ring-tailed lemur), 2404 nucleotides. It is a transcript of the gene ST3GAL4, whose product is annotated as ST3 beta-galactoside alpha-2,3-sialyltransferase 4. The transcript has 11 exons. NCBI's taxonomy places the organism in Eukaryota, Metazoa, Chordata, Mammalia, Primates, Lemuridae. The coding region runs from base 794 to 1819 and encodes 341 amino acids. Gene Ontology annotation, molecular function: sialyltransferase activity. Gene Ontology annotation, biological process: glycolipid biosynthetic process. The record is from RefSeq and is a predicted model, not a curated record.